Molecule: messenger RNA, 5440 nt
Organism: Protopterus annectens (West African lungfish)
Lineage: Eukaryota; Metazoa; Chordata; Ceratodontiformes; Protopteridae
Gene: ZMYND8
Product: zinc finger MYND-type containing 8
Exons: 23
Coding region: 411-4142 (1243 amino acids)
Biological process (GO): regulation of DNA-templated transcription
Molecular function (GO): protein binding
Source: RefSeq, a predicted model, not a curated record
UCACAUUAAAACGAAGUAACUUCACUUUCAGCCAAGUAUACAAAAAAUGAAUGGACCAAAUGACAACUCUCAAAGGCUCGAUGUUCUUUCCACCUUCCAAAGUCGAUAAACGCAGCGUGUUAACUCAACAACGCGAAUCGAUUAAAAAAUACCGCAAAGAGUAUGCACCACUUUUGGAGCUUGCAAACAAGAUGGCUUUUACUUACCAGAGCUGCACAAUGCUAUAAACUGAGGAAGUGCUGGAGCCAAUCUGCUGGGCCUUUACAUUUUUGUGAAAUGAAGCAGCCAAUCAAAGUGAAGCUUCUAUCAGUGCACAGACGAUCAAGCUGAAAGUGCCAAGCCCUUUCUGUCUGAGAACUGAAAGCCUGUCCUCCAUGUUUUAUAAGUAUUGACAUAACACUGUGUUAACAAUGCAUCCACAGAGCUUAGCUGAGGAAGAAAUAAAGUCAGAGCAGGAGGCAGUGGAGGUGAUGGAUAUUUCAACGAGAUCCAAAGAUCCAGGGUCAGCAGAACGUGCUGCACAAAAGAGAAAGUUGCCUAGUCCUCAGCAUUCUUCAAAUGGACAUUCACCUCAAGACUCAGCAACUAGUCCUUUUAAAAAGAAAAAGAAGCCCGGAUUAGUGAACAAUAAUAAAGAACAGUCAGAACUAAGACAUGGCCCUUUUUACUAUAUGAAGCAACCUCUCACCACCACAGACCCUGUUGACAUUGUACCACAGGAUGGGCGUAAUGACUUCUAUUGCUGGAUUUGCCAUCGGGAAGGUCAGGUGCUUUGCUGUGAGCUCUGCCCUCGAGUUUACCAUGCAAAAUGUCUUAAACUGUCUGCGGAGCCUGAAGGGGACUGGUUUUGUCCAGAAUGUGAGAAAAUUACAGUAGCGGAAUGUAUUGAAACACAGAGUAAAGCCAUGACCAUGCUGAGCACGGAGCAGUUGUCCUACCUGCUGAAAUAUGCACUACAGAAGAUUAAACAGCCAGGGACAGAACCAUUUCAAAAACCAGUUUCUUUAGAGCAACACCCCGAUUAUUCAGAAUAUAUUUUUCAUCCUAUGGAUAUAUGUACGCUAGAAAAGAAUACAAAAAAGAAAAUGUAUGGUUGUACUGAAGCUUUUCUUGCAGAUGCUAAGUGGAUUUUACACAACUGCAUAAUUUAUAAUGGUGCCAAUCACAAGCUGACACAAACUGCAAAAGUCAUCAUCAAAAUCUGUGAACAUGAAAUGAACGAAAUUGAAGUCUGUCCAGAGUGUUACUUGUCUGCUUGCCAGAAAAGAGAGAAUUGGUUCUGUGAACCUUGUAGUAAUCCUCACCCACUUGUUUGGGCGAAACUGAAAGGCUUCCCAUUCUGGCCUGCUAAAGCCUUAAGGGACAAGGAUGGGCAGGUUGAUGCACGGUUCUUUGGACAACAUGACAGAGCUUGGGUUCCAGUUAAUAACUGUUAUCUCAUGUCAAAAGAAAUUCCUUUUUCUGUGAAAAAGACAAAAAGCAUAUUUAAUAGUGCCAUGCAGGAGAUGGAGAUAUAUGUUGAGAACAUUCGCAAAAGAUUUGGAGUAUUUAAUUAUGCUCCUUUCAGGACUCCAUACACUCCUAAUAAUCAGUAUCAGAUGUUGCUGGAUCCCAACAAUCCAGAUUCUGGCACUGCAAAACCAGAGAAGCAAGACAAAAUCAAACUGAAUUUUGACAUGACGGCAUCUCCAAAGAUUCUAGCAAGCAAAUCUGUACUCUCUAGCAGUACAGGCAGAAGAAUUUCAUUAACUGAUAAUGCACGUUCCCCUAUGAGCACCAACUCAUCUGUGCAUACUGGUUCAGACCUAGAGCAGGAUACAGAGAAGAAAACCACGUCUUGCCAGUUAAGUGCAAGUGAAGAGUCAAUGGAUUGCCCAGAUAAGAGUACAGCAUCUCCAGCCUCCACAAAAACUGGUCAAGCAGGCAAUGUACCUGACAGUCCCAAGCCGUUUUCUCCUCAGACUUUGACGCCUGUUGCAGCCAAAUCUGAAAGGAGCACCUCAACAGGAAGCAUUCUUAACCUGAACCUUGACCGCAGUAAAGCAGAGAUGGACUUGAAGGAACUGAGUGAGUCGGUCCAGCAGCAGUCAACACCAGUUGUAUUAACUUCUCCAAAACGUCAGAUCCGCAGCAGAUUCCAAUUAAACCUUGAUAAAACAAUAGAAAGCUGUAAAGCACAGUUAGGAAUAUGCGAAAUUUCAGAAGACGUUGCAGGAGCAGAACACAGCGAUUCUGAAGACACUGAAAAAUCAUACUCUAGUGAAAGUGAAUAUGCAAGCGAUGAUGAGCAAAAGCUAAAGAAUGAUCAGGAAGAUAAAGAAGACAAAGACAGCAGCAAAAGUGAAAAAGAGUUGUCCUUAUCAAAGAAGAAAACCAAACAAACAGCUUUAACUGAAGUUAAGUCAGAGAGCAAUGCAACAGUUACUCCUGCUGAAAAGUCUGAAGUUAGUCCCAAAGAAAAGUCAGCUGCAGAAUCUGAUAAGGACACUUCCGAGCCUAAAAACACAAACUCACAACAGACGGUAAAAGAAAAGGUUAAAGGUGGAGAUGAUGUGGACUCCCCUACAGUCCACCUUGGUCUGAACUAUGAUUCUGAAAAUGAACUUGUAAUAGACUUAGGUGAUGAUCAUGCCAAUCGUGAAGGGAAAAAAAGGGACUCUUCUUCAGCAUCUGCGACCAAAGAAGUAUCUACUGCUAAACCAGAAAGCAAAGCUUCUGCUGCUGCUUCAGCUAACAGCCAGCCUCAAAGUGAAGUUGCAGUAUGUAACCCAUCAGGUACCACACAAACUACUAGCACUACAUUAACAACCAGUGCUGUGUCUGCGGUAACUGUUGUACCUGCAGUGGUAAGUGGGCCUUUGAAAAAACAAAGGCCGCUUUUGCCUAAAGAUGCAGCUCCUGUAACACAGCGUGUUGUAUGGAACUCAACUAAAUUUCAGACUUCUUCACAGAAGUGGCAUAUGCAGAAGGUCCAGCGGCAACAGCAGCAACUACAACAGCAGCAGCAAAAUCAGCAGCAACAAAAUCAACAACAGAACCAGAGUCAGCAGCAGCAACCACAGAAGCAGAACCAGCCACCACAGGAAGAGCAAAAACCGCCAGCACCUUCACCGCAGCCACAGCAGCAGCUUCCACCCUUGCAAGCCCAGCAGCAGUCAUCACCAGCAACACGGUAUCAAACACGGCAAGCAGUUAAAGCUGUCCAACAGAAGGAUGUCACACACAGCAUUUCUACAACAACUGUAACUUUGGUUUCAAGUACACCACCUGUUUCUACAGUUACUUCUUCAACGUCGGUUAGUACACCAACGCCAUCACUGAGUUCUGACCUGCCAAUAGCGACCGCAUCUGCUGAUGUUGCUGCGGACAUCGCCAAAUAUACCACAAAGAUAAUGGAUGCCAUAAAAGGAACAAUGACAGAAAUUUAUAACGAUCUUUCUAAGAAUACAACAGGAAGCACCAUAGCGGAGAUUCGCAGGUUAAGGAUCGAGAUUGAAAAACUACAGUGGUUGCACCAACAGGAGCUUGCUGAAAUGAAGCAUAAUUUAGAGCUGACAAUGGCAGAAAUGAGACAAAGUCUUGAACAAGAGCGAGAUCGUCAGAUUGCUGAAGUGAAGAAACAAAUGGAGGUAGAGAAGCAGCAAGCUGUGGAUGAAACCAAGAAGAAGCAGUGGUGUGCGAACUGUAAAAAGGAAGCCAUCUUCUACUGUUGCUGGAAUACUAGUUACUGUGAUUAUCCUUGUCAGCAGGCACAUUGGCCUGAGCACAUGAAGUCUUGCACACAGUCUGCCACUGCUUCUCAGCAAGACACUGAUACAGAAAUGAGUGUGGAUUCAGUAAGUAAAACUCCACAGCAGGCACCAAGUGUACAGCAAUCACCAACAGAAACAACAGCUGUCCAGAAUGACAAAGAUCCAACAGCAGAAAAAAACAAAGAAAGUGUAACGAUAGCAACAGCUGUGCCAAGCAGCCAGCCCAUAAAGCUGGUCCAGGUACCACAGACAAGUGCCACCUAUAUUCCAUCUACACAGUCUACAAUUACUAUCCCUGUAGUGGUGAGUCCUAGCACUGGAACAGUAACCAUGAGAACAGGAGUGCAAUAUGUCCAGACCACAUUGCCAGUUCAAGUUCGCAGAGUUUAAUCCUGUUUGCACUUCGUUUACAUCUUUGUGUUCCAAAAUUCAGCUCUUGCACAGAGUGUAAAUUGUGACAUUGUGGUUCUUUUUAAAUUUCGGAAGUUGAAGACUUUACAGCCUUUGUACUUGUUUGUACAGAGUGUUAGCUACACUACACUAAAUGUAAAGGAUUAUCACUGGCUUUGAACAGCUAGUCUAAAUUAAUAUGUGCCCUUGUAGAUAAUGUACAGUUUGUGGAGUUCUUCUAACCUGUAGCCCCAACUUCAAAAAGGUUGUUUUGGCAUUUAACUUAUAAAACUGGUGUAUUUAGUGAUACUGAAGAAAUUGCCCAGAACUUGUUAUGCAUCAUUUUCAGAAUAAUUUAAAUUUGUACAAAAUGCUGUUCUUUCAGGGCGUAUAUGUAAUAUGGAAACAGAGCCAAGGAAACUAAAUCUUGGAGCAUAACAGGGAGUUUGGCAAUAUUUGUUAUCCCUUUUUUUUUCAUACCCACCAUCAGAAUUCGGAUUGGAAAUUUUGGAAUAUCUCUGAAGUUAAUUAUCCUGUGGAUUUGAUAUUCGACACCCCCCUCCAGCUGAUUAUUUGCUUGGAAGUCUGCGCUGCUCCUUAAAAAAAUAAUUAACAUUAAUUGACUGUAUAUAGAAAAGAGAGAGAAAAUAUUUUUCAAUGAAGUUCUGCCUUACUCGGUCUGGAUGAAUUUUUGUGGAAGUUUGAUACCCUGGGUUAGCAUCGCAAUGAAAAAUCCCUCAACAGUGACUAUCUUGGUAAGAAAGAUGAUUCACUUAAGUCACUCUUUUACAGCCACAGAAUGCUGAAUAACUUGUUAGAAAGCAUGAUAAUUGAUACUGCUGAUGGAUUGAAAACAAACACUGUGUAUAUGCUGGAGCAUAAAUGCAUUUGUAUGUUGAGCACAUGAAGAAGUGAUGAGUGUGAGUUAACCCAUGACAAAAAGCUGUUACACUUACCCUGUAUCUUGUGAAUGUCAAAGGCAGUGAACAAAGAAAGGAGGUGGAUGUGUGUGAAAGGUUUAGCUGUAUAAUAUCGUAUCAUUCCAAUAAUAACUUUGUUGUACAUUUUAGUCAUAUUAAGUUCUCUUAUUCUUUAUAAAUGAUACCGUUUGUACAGUCUCUUACUGGGUACCUGCAUUAGACCCAGAUGUUGAAAAGGGGGGGGGGUCUAAGCAGCACAUUGUGAAUUACAGUUGUGAUAAAGAAUAGCAGUGCUGGCCUUACUUGUGAAACAUAAUUGCUUUUAGCAUAUGGAAGUAUUUUUUCAUAUUUUUUUAUAAAAUUUGUUAUUAAAACAAA